AUGAAUGCAUCACAUGUAAAUAAUAAUAAUAAUAAUCAUCAUCACAUUAGUAACACUAAUUAUACUACUAGUUAUAGUAAUAACAUCAGUAAUAUUGGAAGUAAUAAGCAAAUUUUUAUAGAUUUUCCAACAAAUCCAAUUACUAAAUAUUUUAGUAUUGAGAAACAAACAGCAAGUUGUGGACCAGAAUUAGUUUGGAAAGUAUAUGAUGCUGUACGCCGUCAAGAUCAAAAGCCAUGUUCUGUAUUUUUAUUUGAUAAGUCAAUUGCUGACAAACUUCAUAAACCUCGAAGACGUGAUAUUGUGACUAGUGUAUUAAAACGUGAUGUACGUUUAUUAACUCAACUUCAUCAUCCUAAUAUGUUGCAUAUUUUACAUCCGAUAGAAGAAACAAGUGAAACAUUAUCAUUUGCAAGUGAACGUGUAUUUACCAGUUUGGCCAACAUACUGGGCAAUCAUACCAGGCUACAACAAUUCGUUAUACAAAGUCUUAAAACAUUUAGAUUCACUGAUAUGGAUAGAAAACUUGGAGUUUAUCAAUUAAAUGAGUUAUUACGAUUUCUACACACUGGUCAAUCAUUGUUUCAUAAUAACGUUUCACCAUGUUCAAUUUUAAUAACACAUCGAAAUCAAUGGCGACUUGCAUCUGCUGCUUUCAUAGAAUCUACCCGUCUAGAAAAACAUGAUAUAUCUCAAUAUGAAUUAGGUCCGUCACCAUGGACAAGAAAAUGGCCAAAAAUGGCUAGACCAGAUUAUCAUUAUUCAGCACCAGAAUGUUUGAAUCUAACAAACAAUAAUAAUAGUAAUAUAUCAAGUUCAUUUGCUGGAUUUCUUACUAAAACAUCUACAGAUUUAUAUCAUUUAACUAAUAGAAAUAGUCCAGAUCAUACAAUAGAAACAACAACAACAACAUCAACAAUGAAGUCUCGAUCUAAUUUAUCUGAUGAUAUACCUGGACCAUGGUCAGAUAUGUUUUCAUUAGGUUUAAUUAUUUGUGCAUUAUAUACAAAUAAUAGUCCAGCUGAAGGAUCAGUUCAAUGGUUACAAAAUAUAAAAAAACGUGGAUUUGAUAAUGAUUCAUAUACAAAUACAGAGAUAUCAUUUGUAAAUUGUAAAGAAAAUACUAUACAAGAAACUAGUACAGAAUAUCUUCAUGCAAUUCAAUUAAGUCAAAGUACAAAUAUACCUGAAGCAUUUCGAUUGUCAGUAUGUCGUAUGCCUUUAGAAUUAGUUGAACCUGUGGAAAAAUUACUAUCAAGGAAUUCACAAAAGAGACCUAGUUCUCAAUUAUUUGCUUUACUGAAAUUUUUCAACGAUCCUACAAUGUUACUAUUAGAUGGAAUUAUUAAUUUCGAUGUGAAAUCUGAUGAAGAUAGAACAAGAGCAUUACAAAUUUUACAAAAUAAUGCAGAAAAUUUAUCAAAACCAAUUCUUUAUGGUCGAAUAAUGCCUACAUUGAUUGAAUUACAUCAACAACUAGAAACAAGACAAUUUAACAAACAAUCCAAUGAUUACAAUACAACAAUGUUAACAUCUCAUUACUCUGUAUCACAAGUAUCACAUGAAGAUAUUUGUAUUCAUUUAGAUUCAUUAUUAAUUUCUGGUUUAGCUCAUUUAAUUGAAGUUUGCUCUUCAAUAGAUUAUACAGAUUAUAUUGAGAAAGAUUUAAUAAAUAUCUUUGAUAAAAGUUCAAAUUUGAAAACAAAAAUAUGUUUAGUACGUCAUACACGAUCAUUUUUAAGACAAGUUCCAGACAAUGUAAUUGAACAGUAUAUUUUACCAUUAAUGAAACAAUGUUUAGUAUCAAAUAAUAUUACAGCUCAGAUUGUUGCAUUAAACAAUUUAGAAUUGUUAGUUGGAUAUAUUUCAUCUUCAGAUUUGGAGAUUAUUGUAUUACAAAAAAUUAAACGAGCUUUUCAAUAUAAUCAUCAACAGUUACAGUUAGCUUCAUUACAUUGUUUAGUCACUAUACUAACACGUUUAUCAGAUGCAAUUAUUCUGAAUGAUGUAAUACCAUUUCUUUUGACUGUUUCAAAUGAACUCAAGUUAAAUAUAAACAAUAAUAAGUCAGCUAAUGAAUGCGCCCAUGAUUUCAAUAUAGAUAUUGUCGAUGAUAAAGCUAAUGAUGAACAUGAUCAAACACAGAGUAAUCGUGUUGAACAACCGAUUUCUGAAUUAUGUAAUGCUUGGAAAAAGUUACUGUAUACAAAAUCAUAUUUAUUGGAACCUCAAUUGAUUGUUACAGACAUUUUUCCAAGUCUACUACCUCAUGUUGUUGAUAAAAAAGUCAGUAUAACUGAGUUUCGUAUAUUAAUGUCUACACUAUAUGCACUACUGGAUCUAUUGGAUAUUCCAAAUGCAGAGAAUGAUGAUUUAACUGAUUCAAAAACACAAUAUCGAACUGUUCCAGCACUCACAGUUAAUCCUCCAAGUUUAAGCAGUGGGCAAAUGUCAAAAAGGUCAUCAAAAUGUGAAAAUCUCGAGGAUACAAGAAUGGGUCGUAAGUCUAAUUGUAUAAUUAUUUUUCUAAAAUGUUAUUUAAAUUCUUGUUAAUUCGAACGAUAAAAAGCACUGCGAAUAUUUCGUUGGAUACAUAAUGAAACUGCGGAA
Messenger RNA from Schistosoma guineensis, 2610 nucleotides. The record is from the annotation of a GenBank genome assembly. Lineage: Eukaryota; Metazoa; Platyhelminthes; Trematoda; Strigeidida; Schistosomatidae.